Suricata suricatta (meerkat) is the source of this 1092-nucleotide messenger RNA. Its product is annotated as zinc finger protein 664-like. Gene Ontology annotation, biological process: regulation of transcription by RNA polymerase II. Gene Ontology annotation, molecular function: RNA polymerase II cis-regulatory region sequence-specific DNA binding; DNA-binding transcription factor activity, RNA polymerase II-specific. The coding region runs from base 1 to 1092 and encodes 363 amino acids. The transcript is spliced from 3 exons. The record is from RefSeq and is a predicted model, not a curated record. NCBI's taxonomy places the organism in Eukaryota, Metazoa, Chordata, Mammalia, Carnivora, Herpestidae.
AUGGACAUGGAUUUAGGGUCCAUUAGGUGUAUUAACCUGUGUGUCCUUUUACAAGAACUGACUGUAGUUCCAAAUGAAACUGACAGCCUCCUUUCAGAGACGUUUAUAGGAACUUCUAUCCAAAGAGUGUCAGUGGAUGGAUGUAAAGGUAGUGCCCUUGAGAAUGGACACUUGAGAGACCAGAACAAGGAUGGGAAGAGUGAAGGGCCUCAAACGCACCUGGGGACUCCUAUUCCAGACUACGAUGGUGACUGGCAUCCAUGUGGGGAGGUCUCUGAUCAAAGCGCCAGCCUCAUUACAUAUAAGAGUACACAUUUAGGAGAGAAUCACUCUAAAUAUGACGCAUGUGGGGAAAUACUUAACCAGUCCUCCAGUGCUGGUGAUCAGAAGAGGAUUCAUCUGGGAAAAAGCCCCUACACAUGUAAUGAACCUGGGAACAUACUUAGUCAGUCAUCAAGACUACAUAUCACUAAGACAAUCCAUGCUGGACAGAAAGGUUACGUUUGUAAGGAGUGUGGCAAAGCCUUCAACAGGCACUCGGCACUCAUUCAACAUCAGCGAGUGCACACUGGAGAGAAACCUUACGAAUGUGAAGAAGGUGGUAAAACCUUUAAUGAUGCCUCAUCAAUAAAUGUACGUAGACUAAUCCGUACAGGAGAGAAACCUUACACACACAAAAAAUGUGGGAUGGCCUUUCCCCAACACUCACCUCUUACCAAAUAUCACAGAACCCAUACUGGAGAGAAACCUUACCAAUGUAACGAAUGUGGUAAGUCCUUUACUCGCCAGUCAAGCCUUAACAUUCAUCACAGAAUCCAUACUGGAGAGAAACCCUACAAAUGUACGGAAUGUGGCAAGACCUUUAACAAUCCCUCACACCUUAGGAGACAUCACAGAAUCCAUACUGGAGAGAGACCCUACCAAUUUAGCCAUUCAGGCGAAGCCAUUCCUUUCCCCCAGGAGCCCCAGCAGGAACACUACAGAUACAGGUGGAUGGCAGUUUAUAUCCACGAAGCUGCCUUCUUCUACCGUCCACAGCUGAAUAUUCGGAUAGAUGUUAAUGUGAAGAACUCAGUAGAAGACUCUGGCUAG